Molecule: messenger RNA, 2250 nt
Organism: Gamsiella multidivaricata
Lineage: Eukaryota; Fungi; Mortierellomycota; Mortierellomycetes; Mortierellales; Mortierellaceae
Exons: 1
Coding region: 260-2146 (628 amino acids)
Biological process (GO): positive regulation of transcription by RNA polymerase II; negative regulation of transcription by RNA polymerase II
Molecular function (GO): RNA polymerase II cis-regulatory region sequence-specific DNA binding; DNA-binding transcription factor activity, RNA polymerase II-specific; zinc ion binding
Source: RefSeq, a predicted model, not a curated record
UCCUUCACAAACGACUUCCUAGCCUUCCGACAUAUCCUCGACAACCCUUUACUACUAUUCUUUUCUUUAACAUCCCAGCGCCUUCAAUUGCUUCCAUUAGUCUUUGCCCUUCUUAUCCCAUUAUUUUUCUAUCUCUGGUUCGUUGCCAUAUCGGGUCUCCGGAACCUUCUUUCUUAUUUCUCUUAUCGAGUGAACCUUGCCUCUUGGUCACAUUUUCAUUUUGCACAAGUGCACACAAACCCCAAAAAAGAAAAAAAAAAUGUUUGCCACCAACUCCCACGCGACAAACGCAUCCAAUGCGCCCUCGAAUGCGCCAGGGCUCAACACCUGGCUUCAGGACGUCCUCGACUACUCCUCCUUCUCAGAUGACGCUCACUCACCCGUCCUCCCCAUCGAAUCCUUCGACCCCUCUUCUGCCUUCUCCUUCCCCGACUUCUCGAUGCCCCUGACUAUCUCUCCGGCCCAACAAGAAUUCCAGGACAUGUCGUUGUCACCGACCUUCCAGCCCCUCCCGACAACCUCUCGCGCCGACAUUGGUCUCUUCAAUGGCGAAACUGCGCGUCAAGCUGCUUUACUCCAUGCUUACCUCGCUGCUCAGGGACAGAGCAUCGGCAUUCCUCAGCAGUGGAUGGCCCCAGCAAUGACACUCCCCACCACUGAGCCCCAGCAGAUGCAGGGAGAGGAGCAGCAGAAGCAGCAGGAACAGGAGGAGCAGAGACAGCACAUGGCUAGGAUUCAGCGCUCAGAUGCCGAGAAUCUGGCGCGGUACCUUGCUCAGACCCAACAGCAGAUCAAACAGGAGAGCUCGUCUGAGACCGCGAUGGAAUACGAUUCAGUGUCGGUGCCCCAUUCGCCCUCUCCUUCGUCCUCCACCGCGUCUGAGGCCGGCGACAAGAGCCCCUCGACUUCUCCGACGCUUGCGGAGCGCUCGCUCAGCCCUGAGACUCCCUCUGGAUCGAAUGCCGAUAUGGCUGGCAAGACGGGAUCUUCCUCAGCCAAGUCAUCCUCACGUCAGCUCGAGUGCUUUAAUUGCAAGGUGACACAGACCCCGCUUUGGCGUCGAACCCCUGACCGCAAGCACUCGUUGUGUAAUGCUUGUGGGCUGUACUUUAAGCAGUAUGGAGCCCAUCGACCAUUGAACGCCCGACACAAGUUACCGACGGUGCUGGCGAGUUUGGGUACCUUGCCCUAUGCGCGUCCUACAUCUGGUCAGUCCAGUCGCGGUCCUUCUCCGGGACCCUCGAGUCCGACUAGCCCCUUGGUCGCUCAAGACUCAUCUUCGUCUGCGUCUUCGUCUUCGGAUAGCGACUCGGAUUCGAGCCAUGGCCAUGAUCUCACAAGUGUAUUCCCUGAUCUGACAGCAUUAUAUACCCAGGCGUUGCUUCCACCCUCACCCGUAAAAAAGGUCUCGCCACCGUUGAUGACGGCAAAACAGGGUAUCCAGUGCAAGAACUGCUUACAGACACAGACGCCGUUGUGGAGGAAGAACGAUGCUGGGGAGCCGAUCUGUAAUGCGUGCGGACUUUAUGCAAAGCUGCACCAUCGGGAUCGGCCGGUGACGAUGCGGAAGGCAAAGAUCUCGAGGAGGAGGAGAGAUUGGGGAGGGAACCUUGCGCAUAGAGCACAGGCCCAGGCCCAGGCUUUGGCGGCUGCACAUGUGCAGGCUUUGACGCAGGCACAGAAGAGUGUUGUUGAGGAGCAGGCGGAUGCAGCGGCGACGAUUGUGGAGGAGAUGAGUGGAAAGGCGAUGGGUCGAUCGUCCAUGGCGGUUGCUAGCGACAGCGAGGAUGAGACACUUCAGCGGCAACAGCAGUCAGUCCAGAGCUUUGCUUCAUCGGCUGCCGUUGCUGCGCCGGCUCCUGUGCCCGUUCCGUCGUCGUCGGUUGCACAGAGUUUGUCCAACAAUUUGAUCCUGGACGAGCACAAGUUUGCGGAUGUGGUUGGGUUGAUGAACGCGCAUCAGAUGAAUCGGUUCUUGUCGAUCUUGGAGAGCCGAUGUGGUGUGUUACGAGAGAGGUUGUUGGCGAGUACGGAGGCGUCGACUCAGCAGCAUUAUCGUCAUCAACAACAACAACAACAACAACAACAACAACAACAACAACAACAGCAACAGCAACAGCAGGCGAUUCAGGACCUGUUGUUUUAAGUGGCAUUUAUUUUCUUAAUUUUUUUUUUGUGUACAGGUUGAUGUAUAAUGUAGUAAUAUGAAAUCGAUAAAAGAUAUAUUGAAAAAAGAAAUGGUGAAGGCUG